GCGCCUGGGCAGCAGUUGCAUCUUUUUCUAGCUUGCACAUGUAUGUUGUUUAGUGUCCAUGUCUUUGGCUAGCACUUGACGGUGACCUGGACACGCGCACCUCCGCGGCCAAAUCGAGACAGGAGAGGUUCAAUGCCCGAACAGCAGCGCCGCUCAUGGCACCAGCCUGAAGUCCCCAAUCUCUCCCCGGAUUCAUAUACCGCACAGCGACUGCAACAUGCGACACCUGAACAUUUACACCUCACGUCGAGGCGCUACUUCAUCGGUCCUAUCCCGACUGCAUGGCUGAGCAAACGUCGACAUGACUGGUACAAACACCAUCUACGAAUCAAUUACUCAUCGCGCGCCGCGACCUUCUCCUCAGACCCGCGUGAGGCGCGCCAACGCCAGCUGAGCGGCCAGGAAGGCCCCAGUUCGUCUGCCCUCUUCCAACACAGCUUCCCCCAGCCCGAAGAACUCGAAGCAGAAGAAGAGGAAGGCGCGCAGGAAUCCGAGGCUAGCGGCGCAAAUGGCACGGCAGGUGCGACUGCGACAACACCCCCUGCUUUAGCGAUACCUCGGGGCUCAGAGCAAAAGAGCCAUGUCAUAGUAGAUACCGAAGAAGAUGAGUUUGUCGACGCGCCAUCCGAACCAGAGGAUGAGGAAGAUCAAGAGGACGAGAGCCAUGCAAACGGUGCCAACACGGAACAGAGGACCCUUCGAUCAAGUAACAAGUCAUUUGUCACCGCAUCCUCUACACCCAUUACAGAUGGAGACGACUCCGAACGGGCACAGGCGAAUGGAUUACAGCUCCCUCCAAGCCAAGAUGAGCCAGGAGCCAAGGCUCUCGGAAAACGACCGUUGUCCAACGUCGAAAGCUUUGGUGCUGCUGCAUCGACUACCGGAGCCGCUUCUGUAGAUGCUAACUCAACAUCGUCUCUACUACAUAAGGCUGACAGUAACAAGGCCCCGGCUCCCGCUGAUGUCGAUCCGACACCACCCGCGAAAAGCAUACUGGCAAGGGUCAAGAAGAGGUCAGAGAUUCGCUCAACUCCCUCGGGAGAGUUGAAUGGAACAGAUCCUGCGACGGGAGAGUUGACGCGCAAAAAGUCGAAGCUACAGAAUUUGGUCAAAUUCGACAUUCCUGAAGACUCUAGGCUGGCUAACAUCCAACUCAAAGCAAAGAAAGCGCAGAUGACCGUUCAGAGAGCAGGCAGCAAGGUUCGGAGGCAAAAGAUAAAGGACGGGCUUGUCGUGAAGAUGGAGCGAAUGCUCGUCCGAGUCGAUGCUGCAGCAGAGGUUCCAGAAGAUUUUGAUGAGAACGUCAAUCAACGAGUUGUGUCUCGCGUCAAAGACAAGUGGCGGGAGUAUAUGGUGGUUUGCCGGCAUAGUCACGUUAACGACGCCGACUUUGUGCUGCAAUUUUACCAGACUAGGGUCAUUCCGGAAAUUGAACAUGCCGGUGCAAGCAAGAAGGCUGCAUAUACAAUUCCACUGGGCCGGAAAACUAGCAAAGUCAACCUUUAUUCGUCGCUGGACAAGUCUAUAGUCGUUUCGUCGCCCGGGUCACGGGAAACCCUGAUAUUCAUCAUGCAGGCCCGAACCGCCUCCAAUGCCGUCGAGUGGUAUACCUUUCUUAGAAAUGUCCUCGGCUGGCUGCGCGCCUCUGAGCUCCAAAUCAACAUACCAGACAUGAGCCUUAGCGUACGAAUAGUCAACCCGUUCGAGAAACUGGAGGCGUCCCAAAAUGCAGUGCACAAGGCGGCAAACGCCGAAGAGGCUGUACUGAGGACAAUGCAUGAGGAACAGGCUGUUGCGGAGGACUUGAUCAGACGCUGCUUGGAUCAAUUACAAGACUCGCCAGAAUGGCGGGACGUGUUAGACUCGUGGAUCAAGGACCAGCGCAUAGGUCUGGCUUGGAAGCGAUACGAUCGGCUCGAAUGGAUACAUGGAGCAAACGAACGAAAGAUGUACGGCACCAUAGCCAUGCUCAAGUCGCACGAACUGGAACUGCGACCAAAGACACAUUAUCCUACAACAGCGAUAACGAAGAAGAAGCGUAAGACGCUAACAGAGCCGGUUCCUGUGGAGGGCUUCCUGAUUAGACUGACGGGCCAGCGAGGGAGGGCAAAGCGGCUAGGACUCAUGUACCACAAGCAGUUGUACUUUGCCAGCCAUGAUCAGUUCCUGGUCUUUUCACGUCCCACCAAGGUCACUCCACCCCCACCACCGAAACUGCCUGCCUCGGAAAAUGCCGCGGUGCCGACAGCUCAGGCCGUCAAAGACGCAGUGCCGGACAGCUGGGCUGUCAACCCGUAUGGGCUACAAGAUGGCGAAAUCGAGUGGCUGGUGGAUGGUCAAUCAAGCACGCCCGAGGCCAGACGACUGCGCGAUGAGGAUGCAGCGGAUGAAGCGGCGCGCAAAGAACAGAAUCUGCUCAACUGCGACGGAUACAUCAACUUGGCCGACGUGGUCAAGGUUCGUAAAGCCCGACUAGGUGCUAGCCCCGCUGAUGCGGACCUCGAAGACGGUUCGGACGUAGACUUUGAUGAAGAUGUCGAUGACUCGAUGAGUAAUGACGGUGCUACAAACGAGGUCGAUAUCAACCGCAGUCUUGAGCUGGUGAUGAAGAACGGCCUCAUCAUUCGUCUACAGGCCGCUAACAAAGCCCGCCGAAAGGAAUGGAUACAACAUCUACGAGCGCUUGCAAAGUACUGGAAGCACCGUACUGCAGCUGACAUUGUACUCUACAAGUCCACGCGUGAACGCAACCUCAGCGCCCUUAAGAUUGACGAAGAAACAGAAGCUCAUGUUGGUCAAUUCGCUCGCAAGUGGGAAGUGACACAGUCUUUUGCAUCCCCACAGCUCUACAACAUGUGUGGCAUCGGUGGGUGCCGUAGUGUUCAUAUGAGUGGGAUGCUCUACCGCAAGCCACGCAUCCACGCUCCCUUCACGCGUUGCAGCGUCAUACUCACCGCCGGAACAUUACUCAUCUUCCGCGAUGUGUUGCGAAAUAGGGUCGGAAAACAACUCGCAAACAUCCACCAUGAGCGCAUCGCAAACUUGGAUCUCAAAGACUGCUACAUCUACUCGGGUCUGCUUACAGAGAGUGAUCUCCUCUACCAGAACCAAACCUUCGAUGCCAACAAGCCAGGCCACCACGCUCUGCCACGCAUCUAUCUGGAGGAUGGUUGGACGUCUACAGACGAGGAUGUCAUGACGACAUUUGUCAUCUGGCACGGUAAAGCCAAGAGCUGGUUCCGCGCAGAAGAAGGCGCUGGUGGUGGCGAACAAAAUCGCAAGGAGGGCAAGCGGACGAAAUUGAAGCGCGUCGCUAAGUUGGGCAGCAAGGGUCGUAGUGUGGUCUUUCGGGCUCGGUCGCGUGCAGAGCGUGAUCACUGGGUGUUGGCGAUUCAAACAGAGAUUGAAAGGAUACAGGGAGAUGAUGGUAAUCCGGAUUUCAGGUUCGAGGAAAGUGGUAAUGCUAAAUAG
Molecule: messenger RNA, 3471 nt
Organism: Pyrenophora tritici-repentis Pt-1C-BFP
Lineage: Eukaryota; Fungi; Ascomycota; Dothideomycetes; Pleosporales; Pleosporaceae
Source: RefSeq, a predicted model, not a curated record